This is a messenger RNA of Cydia pomonella (codling moth), 2574 nucleotides long. RefSeq lists its product as uncharacterized. The coding region runs from base 367 to 1659 and encodes 430 amino acids. The transcript is spliced from 10 exons. The record is from RefSeq and is a predicted model, not a curated record. Lineage: Eukaryota; Metazoa; Arthropoda; Insecta; Lepidoptera; Tortricidae.
AACCCUACUAAAAACAAUAGAAUAUCAUUAAGUGAUUGUGAUAUUUAAAAAAAUAUAUAUGCCAUAAAGUGACUUACCCACAUCAUCAUUUCGCCUCUGAGCGACCUUACAUUGAGAUAAUUGUGCAAGGUAUAAAAUACAAAAUAAAAUGAAAAUUUUUGGUUUAUUGUUUUUCAUCACUUGUUUGAGCAUAACGUUUCUUUGGUUAAAUCGGAAAUCUUAUAUUGGUUAUUUUGUUCUUAUCGAAUAUUUGGUCGUAAAGAUUUUCAAGUCAAUUUAAUUUAAAAUUGCGUUCAUACGAAUAUUUAGAUUGAUACUGAUUUUCAGGAUAUUUUAAGUUAUGCCGGUAUAGUACUUUUUUGAAAGAUGAUCAAAUUUCUAUGUUUGCUUUCAGUAACAGCAUUUUAUAUAAUAAAAGAUAUUGAAUGUUCAAAUAUAUAUGAUGCACUACGAAAUUACUACGAUAGUGACAUACAUCAGCAGUUUGAAAAAGAAUGGAAGAAAUACAGGCGUGCUUUCGAAAACGAAAUCGCAUCGAAUCUGCAGGAAAACUUCGGUACCAAAGCUCUCAAUAUCUACGAGCCAGAUAGACGCGAUGCACAUUUCCUUGCAGGAGGCUUCCAUCUUACAGACGGCGUGGUGAUGGUAUAUUUCUUUGAAAUGGUAUUAAGAGAACUGCCAGCUUUGAUAGGAACGAAGUUGAAUAUAGACCUAUCCUCUAACCACGUGAAGUUGGAGUCAAAAGUCGAUCGUAUGUUUAUUGACACGUCAUACUACGUAGCGAGGAACUCCUCCUCAGUGAUAUACGCCAGUCCAGAUGAUCAGAAAGAGCUCUCACCCUUCAGCUUACAGCAGGUUGAUAAUUUAGGAAAAGUGGUAAUAGUUGUGGAAGACUGCUCGUUAUCCGGUAUUUCGAUAGCAACCCUGAGUGGAGACUCCGUAAACAUUGGACACUGCACGUUCAUGCUCAGUAAUUGCAAGUUUACGGUUGAGAUAUCAACACCUAAUUCUGGGGCACCACCAGUGAUUGCGCCAUAUUUCCCUAAGGGGCCAAAGGAAAAGCUUGAAAUUGUAAUUUCGAAGCCCAUUCGCGAGGAAUUGCAUACAAAGCUGCAGGGAGCUAUGUAUAGCUACAUCAACACUAGUGUCGUGCUCGGGAGCCACGCGUCCAAUUUCAGAAAUAGUCAACACCAACUGUUUAAAAGCUACGCUGAGUUUAUGACGGACUAUGUUGCAAAAGUAAAUCAGAAGACAUUGAAAGCGAACAAAGGACAUGUCAACCUGGCGAAUUACGAAAUUCUCAUGAACACAGAAACAGACAAGAGAAGGUGGCAGUGCCACAUGACUCUGAGGGACGUGACGUUGUACGGACUUGACACAGCCUAUGUGGCGCGCUCCGGGGGGCCUUAUAAUGACGGCUCGGGGACUAAUACCGCGGCUGAUGCAAUCACCUUUAGUUCCAUACAGAUACGUGGUAAAGUUACCCAUGACGAUGGCAAAGGGAGUAUAACGUAUGAUUUUGCUGCCGAACUUACGGACAUCACAGUGAAUAUUAUUAUUGACAUACAGGAGGGACAGCCCAAGUUACGAGAUAUUCUUCUGACGGGUUGGAGGUACAGCAACUAUUUAAGUUUAGUUAGUUCAGAAGAAAAAAUAUAACAUUUGUAAUGAUAAGUAACUUCAAUAUCGAUUUCAACCUACAAGCAUAACACUGAAAGUUUUUAGAACAUCUGGAUUUUGCUUAUUAGACAAUUUUUUUUUCUUAUCAUGAUGAACUUUGAAAACGCGUACUUACGCAUUUUUUCUAUAUAGUGGAAGCAUUUCAAAAAGCACAUGGCUCUUAUUUUAUAAUUAUGGCAGCGGGUCUAUGAUCCCAGCUACAUUACAAUCAUGGCAACAUCAAAGCAAGCAAUUUUCCAAGUGUCAACAUUAAUAAAAAUAACAAUGAAAAUCGCACAAUCAUCCAAAAAAAUCUUCCUUCUCUUUCUUUUUUAUAAGUGAUAUAUUUCAGAAACAUUCAGUGUUACCGAUGUAAUGUCUUUAAUAACAAACAUCAUCAUCAUUAUUUAUCAAUUACAAUAUUACAUUGUGUUUGAAAAAUCUUAAAUCUAGGCAAAUGCAUACAAAAAAAUGUAUCAAAAAUAAACAUCAUUACAUAAAAAUAAAUAUUAAAAUUAAGUCAAAUAAAUCGCACCGCCGCAUAUAUAGAUAGUGGCUACUUAUGUUAUUUCUAAUGUUUUCCUUUUUGGUUGCUCUUCAAGGUCUUUGGAGUUCUCAAUUAUCCCAUGGGAAACACAAUAUAAAGAAAGGCACGGAUAUCAAUCGUUGGUGUAUGGUCAUAUAUUGAACGAGAUACCAGUACAAAUUAUAGAUCAUUUGACAACUAUAUUAGGUGCACCCAUCGAUGGAACUACGCAAGACGGUGAUGGCGAUGGCAGUGAUGAAAAUAACGGUGGUGAUGUUUCUGAUAAUGACGAAGAGGGAAGGAGUGAAAAUGGAGGUGUAGAUGAUAAUGACUAUAAUUUGGAUAACACUGCCAAAGACAAGCAAUUGAAAAAUAAAAAUGAAAAGGAC